GAUCAAUUAACCAUAAAUGCGUUCAAAGAUAAUCGUCGGGGUUCGUUGUUCGUCCUUCGAAUCAAAUAUACUGACUCUUGAAUAGAACAUCAACAAAUCAAAGAAUUUAAUGAAAACAUCAACAUGGACACUGAUAGUAAUUCAGAAAUAGAUAAUUCUGAAAAAAGUGAUUCUUCAGACUGUGAUGAAAGUGAUGUUAUUGAAAUAAAACCCCCAAAAGAUUACAAUGUUGUACAUAAAAUAUUUAAUAGACAGUUGUAUGGACGAUUUUCACGUAAUCCAAAAGCAAAAACUGAUAAAGUAUUUAAUUCAUUACCUGAUCGAUUAUGUUUUAAUUUUUCUGAAGUAGUACCAUUUACGGAUGAAACAAUCCAUCAAGUAUUUAUGGGUUUCUCUCAAUGUGGACGCUUUUUACUUAGUUAUAGUGUAAAACACACAUUAAACAUUGAUGGUUUUUUCCUAUCACAUCAAUAUGUCCUCCACGUGUGGAGUUUUGUACCAGGAAGGCAAGCAAAACUUGUAGCAGAACAUCGUAUAUUUCGUCAUUUUAAACACCAUGAGGAUGAUUUGGAAGUCACAAUGUGUCAAUGGCCCACCGACUUAGAAAAAUUAGUUAUUUAUGGAACUUGCCAAGACCAGUGUCACCAGUCUGAAGCCUAUUUAACUAUAGUUACACUGCCUUCAAUGCAGAGAUGCAAAGACUGUACCACAGAAUCCUCAAAUAAAAAUGAAGAUACAACAUUCAUGCCACUAUCUACCUCACAGUGCCUAAAGCACGGUGUUACUGUCGAUGCAAUGUUAAGUAUAAUGCCACCAUAUCCAAAAUUUCGACCCAACAUCAGUCUAGCCUACCCCGAUCAUAUAAUACUAAACACAGGCCAUUAUUUAUACGCUUUAAAUAUUAGCUUAGAUAAUAAUAACUUAAAUAAAAGUGAUGAAAACGGUGCUCCAAGUGGUCUCGUUGGUGUUUCAAAGACUGCCUCCAUAACAUCUUUGGUCCAAUCAGAAUUUACAAAUUAUCCCGAUAACAUGAGUGAUAUUUCGGAAAGUGUUAGCAUUAAACAUGAAUAUGAUGUCCAGACCCAACACAGUGCGUGCGACUUUGUAUCGGAUGUUAGUGAUUGUGAAACCGACUUAAGUGAAUAUUCCAAACCGUUUCACGAAUUAAAUAUAAGUUGUGAACCGUUAAAUGUUACCGGCCGUAGUUAUUGGACAUCAUCGUCAAUCGUACCCGAAUCUUCAUCUACAACGAAACCCACUUCAACAGCAGGUCAACCUCCUCGAGGUGUUAAAAUGAGCUUGCAUAAAAAGGAACCAACUACUUCGCAAGAAAAAAAGAAAAUUGAUAUAGAAAGUGCAGAAAAAGCUUACGAAUUUACUGAAGAGACAGAGAAAUGUGAAAAAUUAAGUUUAUUCCGAAAAAAACGUUUAGCUGAUAAAAAAUAUGAAUUUUCGGAAGAUAAUUGCGAAAAUAUUGUACCAUUUAAUUUGUUGCGAUUUGAAAGACGAUUUUGUGGUGGUGUUAAAGGGCAAACGACAUCGAAAAGUUUGAUACGAUCACCGGAUAAUCAAUUUUUGAGUCCUCGAAAUAAUUCCUCGCCACGAUCGCCGAUUUUAUCUCCAAAUUCUCGUGGAGGUCCUUUUUCACCAAGUGGAAGUGGUGGAUCUUCGCGGACUUGUGUAUAUAAUCGUUUAGUUUCGCCAUCUCCAACAAAUCGAAAAUCGCCAUUAAGUCCUCGAGGAGAAAAAUAUAAUAUUUAUAGUCCCAGCCAUAUUGAUGAUUACUCCGAUAUUGAUUCGAAGUUCGUAUUGCGACAAAUAAAUAAUAUAUCCAGUCCAAAAGUUACGGAAUUAUCUUCUUCAGAUAAUUUUCAUAGGCGUGAUUCUUCAUUAGAGCGAUUUAUGAGUUGUAGUACAAGUUCGAAUACAAACACAGCUGGUGCAAGUAGUUUAAGUGAUAAUGGACUUUUGAUUGUCGAUGAUAAAGCGAAAGUAUAUAGUUCCAAAGAUUCAUUUCAAUGGAUCAAAGAAAUUGUUCGACGUUAUAGUGCAAUCGAUUUUGAAAGUGCAUCGUCAUUAGUUUCAGAUGGUUUGAGAGAUGAUUAUGUGUCCGUCGAAUUGCCAGUAUUAGUGCAUACAAAGAGUUCAGGGGAAGAACAUCAUUUGGAUGCGGUACCAAGUCAUGUGUCCGACGACGCUAUUGGACCUGGUAUCACCUUGGUUCAUAAAACAUUUGAUGCUGAACAAUUUUGCCAUCGUACAGCAAAACGUAUAUGCACAGAACAUGAUUUAAAAUUCACAUUUUGUGCUGACUAUGAUAUUAAUAUUAUUGAUAUUUGUCCAUUAAGUGGUGAUGUAAUAUGCUCAGCGUAUAUUGAAGUUGGUGCAACAAAAGGACGUUUAGUGGGUGCAGCACGAGUGUACUGUAUACGAUUUAUAUUUGUAUGGGGUGCUGGACGACCUGGUGGCAGUCAUUGUAUAAUAUUAAAUUCAGAUACAGCACCUGAAUUACGGCCAUUAUAUAAGAAACGACCUGAAAAUCCGGCAAUAUCCUUGCGAUCACUAAUACCACGUACACAUUUUCGUAAGACCCGUGUUAUGGUACAUUAUUCUGGCAUUUAUUCCGAACGAUCCCUUACGAAAUUAAGGGAUGAAGAUAAUUUAAUAAGUAUUGUUUACGAUGCUGGAGAUUUCGAUGACUUUUAUUUCAUUUAAUGACUGUGGAUGAGCAUUAAAAAAAUGUGGAUAAUUCUACGUCUUCAAACACUCAAGUAUUUCCCCUUUAGAUAUUUAUUUAGUUAAACAAUAAUCAUUAUUUUUCAUUUUUUGUUCAUUAAUUUAUAUAGUUUCCCCACAUACCACCU
Molecule: messenger RNA, 2864 nt
Organism: Chrysoperla carnea
Lineage: Eukaryota; Metazoa; Arthropoda; Insecta; Neuroptera; Chrysopidae
Exons: 9
Coding region: 124-2715 (863 amino acids)
Biological process (GO): protein ubiquitination
Cellular component (GO): Cul4-RING E3 ubiquitin ligase complex
Source: RefSeq, a predicted model, not a curated record